Fusarium keratoplasticum is the source of this 2232-nucleotide messenger RNA. Its product is annotated as Zn(2)-C6 fungal-type domain-containing protein. Bases 1 to 2232 code for a protein of 743 amino acids. NCBI's taxonomy places the organism in Eukaryota, Fungi, Ascomycota, Sordariomycetes, Hypocreales, Nectriaceae. Gene Ontology annotation, molecular function: DNA-binding transcription factor activity, RNA polymerase II-specific; DNA binding; zinc ion binding. The record is from RefSeq and is a predicted model, not a curated record. Gene Ontology annotation, biological process: DNA-templated transcription; regulation of DNA-templated transcription. The transcript has 7 exons. Gene Ontology annotation, cellular component: nucleus.
AUGCCGCCGGACACCACCGAGUCCGAACCUUCCACCUCCGCCUCCGCCGCCCCGGCCGGCACGGAGCCGUUGGCCUGCGUCUCGUGCAGGGCCCGGAAACUGAAAUGUGAUCGCACAAAGCCGGCAUGCAGCCGUUGUGUCAAGGUUUCAAAUGAGUGCACCUAUCCAGAGUCACGGCGGAAGCCAACCUUUAAGCGAAGAAACGUUAAAGAGCUUGAAGCACGCCUAGCUCAGGUUGAAGACUACCUCAAAGAGGUGAAUAAGAACAUCGACGAAAAGACUGACGAUGAGAGCCCCGUUCAACCGGCUCAGCCGGAGAUAGAGGUUCCCAACUUUACUGGCGUGCCUCGGCUGGGGAAUGACUCUGAACAACCUCAAAUGUCAUUCUUUGGUCCAGAUUACUUUGAACAGUCGAAUGAAACAGAAAAUCCUCCCAACACUCAGUUGAUGGGGUUGGGUAUGACAGAGUCUUUGCCCCCAGAUGAAGUGAUGGAGGAACUGAACACUACUUUCUUCCAACAUCAGUACCAGAUGAUACCUAUCGUUCAUCCCGGGCGUUAUCUCCAGGCUUUCUAUGGACCCCCUAUGAGAAAGCCCCCUAUGUGCCUACAGUACAUAAUAUGGGCGCUGACUUCUGUUGGUCAUGCCAAGUACAACCAGUAUCAUGAGGUCUUUUACCGUCGGGCCCGGCAGUAUAUCGAAGCAGACGAGAUGAAGGGCCAUGGAGAAGUCUUUGUCUCUAUCAACCACACGCAGGCGUGGGCUCUCAUUGCCUUUUAUGAGGCAAAGGUCAUGCUAUUCAGCAGAUCAGCCAUGAGUAGUGCAAACUGCGUCCGCCUCUGCCACAUGAUAGGACUUGAUCGCCUCGAUGGAGAGCGUCUUGGAAUGCCACCGCCCUUGCCACCCGCUCUCACGUGGGCAGAGCUUGAAGAACGGAGGAGAGUCUUUUGGGGUGCCUUUUCGAUCGAUGCCCAUUGCUGCAUUUCGACAGGCUGGCCCAGCUUGAUCAACAAAGACGACAUUGCUACUCGACUGCCAGCCUCGGAAGAUGCAUUCCUCGCUGACCGGGAAGAAGAAGCCCCUUUUCUGGCCGACGCAUUCCGAGGAGCACAGUACACGGGAUUUGCAGGGACCGUCAUCACUUGCGAGGUCUUUAAGAGCAUUCUCCGGCAUGUUCAUAAUGCUCGACCCGACGACGGAUGUGACGAUGUCAUGAACGGGACAUACUGGACUCGGCAUCGUGAGCUGGACAACACCUUGUCCAGUCUCUUCAUGUUUCUCCCUGAAAAGUUCCGCAUGCCCGAGAACAUACGGGACGCUUCUGCCACGCAUCUGAACCUCAACCUACAUGCCUCUAUCAUUUGCCUUCAUCAUGCGGCUAUUGAGAAGGUCGAGAAGCAUGGCCUACCUGACCACAUCAAGCAGAACAGUAUCGCUCGCCUCCGAGCGGCUGCCGAGGAAGUAGUAAACAUUAUCAGGAUCAACACACAUGCGACACUCUUCUUUAGAAGUCCAUUGUGCGCUCUGUCGCUUUACUGCACAACGACGGUCUAUGUUUACCUGGCCAAGCAGAACCCAACAGGGGGCCUGACUUCGAUCGACCUUUCAAACCUCGACCUUAUCAUCCAAGCCAUGGAAGCUAUUGCACGAACACAUACUAUCACUCGCGCCUUUCUCCAGCAGGCGUGUCUCGACAUUGAGCACAAUGGCCUCAACUCUUCGAUACGAAUGCCCUCGCUCAAGAGGUUCCGCAACGCCUUUGGGGAGGGCAAGUCUCAUGUCCCUAUGCUGGUUCGAAGUACGGUGGCAAAACAUACGGAGCCAUCAUCUCUCUUCUUCGUGCACAAGAGCAGUUCAGAUGCAGAACAAGAGGCCCGCAUGAAGAAUCAUCGACCAGGUAAGGACUGCUUCCUUGGCAUGCUUGGCGCCGUCACCCGCAAUGUCGCACCCCCGAGCCAAGAGGACCCGGCGACAAACAAGAGGAAGCGGAUGUCUUCAAGCCCAGGGCCUGAAAUGAUGAACAGUCAGCGUGGUAACUUGCUAUCGUCCUUCACUGCCUCUGGAGUAAACCUGGGACCCGGGUUCGCGGCUACAGGGACUUGGCCAUCUCUCUCACCUCGCCAUCCUCGCCAGCGAACCAAUGCUCUGGAGCUAGAACAGUAUCUGGGAGCAGCCAUACCUCACCAGAUAUCGGGCUCGGCAACACUGCAGAGGACAACCGAAUUGAUCUAA